Messenger RNA from Penicillium roqueforti, 2166 nucleotides. Its product is annotated as DEAD/DEAH box helicase. Lineage: Eukaryota; Fungi; Ascomycota; Eurotiomycetes; Eurotiales; Aspergillaceae. Gene Ontology annotation, molecular function: DNA helicase activity; ATP hydrolysis activity. The coding region runs from base 1 to 2166 and encodes 721 amino acids. The record is from RefSeq and is a predicted model, not a curated record. Gene Ontology annotation, biological process: telomere maintenance; DNA repair. The transcript has 3 exons.
AUGUUCAAGAAAGCCCUCCAAGACCACUCAGGCAGUGGCACGAAACCUCUUCAGCAAGCCGACUUAUUGCAUGCUAAUUCAAUGGCCCAUUCGAAGCCACAAUUACAAUCACAAUCCGGUGGUGUCAAACGAAAAAUCGAAGUGGCCGAGUCCUCGCUGGGGUCCCUUCAUAACGCGGUUUAUUUCGAUGAAAAUGACUUCGAUGAUGAUCUGGACCUCGAUGAGCCCUAUCCGCUGAUUAUGCCGAGUGUGGCUGGCACCGCCAUCUCCAACAAAGUCACAUAUCCAAGCCUUGACACUACAUUGGGAAUCGACCGGUCUGUUUGCGGCAACGAAAAUCUAACAGAUGUCAAUUACCCCGAUCUUCCAUCCAUAUCCCAAGAAGCAGAAGCUCCUCCCAGCAGCAUGCAGUUACCUUGGUCGUCAUCGCCGCCCUCUCAUUUCCAACCGCCCGCGAAGAAACCUCGUACUCUUCCUUGGAUGAAAGAAGAAGAGGAACCCCGCGAAGACAAGAAAAAGAGCUUUGUGACCCCCAAACGGUCGAGGCCUGCAGAACCAUGGAACAAGUCCGAGAGCACCAUCAAAGCGGAACAGAGAGAGUUGCGACAAGAAUACAAGAAGACGCAAAAAAGCGACAUAAACCCGAAACCAGAGAACUGUUCGAAGGUGCACAAUGUUUUCUUGAGUGAAGAGCAACAAGCUGUUCUUAAGACUGUUGUCGAGCGCGGAAAGAGCAUGUUCUUCACUGGUUCUGCAGGAACAGGAAAAUCGGUACUCAUGAGGGAAAUUAUUGCGCAGCUGCGAUAUAAAUAUCGCAAAGAAUCCGAUCGAAUUGCAGUCACAGCAUCAACAGGUCUUGCGGCCUGCAAUAUCGGGGGUGUGACUCUCCACAGUUUUGCUGGGAUAGGUCUAGGCAAAGAGCCAGUGCCCGACCUAGUGAAAAGGAUCAAGAAAAACCCGAAAGCUCGAAAUCGUUGGCUGCGUACCAAAGUCCUUGUCGUUGAUGAAGUCUCCAUGGUGGACGGGGAUCUAUUUGAUAAACUCGAAGAGAUUGCCCGACGAAUGCGCAACAAUGGUCGUCCAUUUGGAGGAAUCCAGCUUGUUGUAACAGGCGACUUCUUUCAAUUACCUCCAGUCCCAGACGGAGGCAACCGGGAGGCAAAAUUUGCGUUUGCAGCUGCUUCCUGGACCACUUGUAUCCAACAUACCGUUCUCUUAACCAACAUCUUCCGUCAACGAGAUCCGGAGUUUGCUAAUAUGCUGAAUGAAAUGCGACUGGGUAAAAUCACCCCUCGCACGAUUGAGGCUUUUAAACGGCUCUCUCGGCCCCUUGAUGCCAAAGACCAGUUCGAGGCAACGGAACUGUUCCCAACCCGCGCUGAAGUGGAUGGUGCCAACUCUGCACGCAUGGGAAGACUUUCUGGCGAGAUUAUGAGGUUCAACGCAGUGGAUUCCGGAGCAAUUCAGGACCCUCAGCAACGCGCGAGACUGCUGGCAGGCUGCAUAGCCCCUCCUAUGAUCCAGCUGAAGAAGGGUGCCCAAGUGAUGCUCAUUAAGAAUAUGGAGGAUUCGCUUGUCAAUGGCUCUAUUGGGAAAGUGGUAGCUUUCAUGAGUGAAGAUUACUUUGAGGUUUUCAGGGAAAACGACAAAAACUUUACCGGUGACGCGACGACUGGAAGCGAUGAGGAGCGGGCUCACCAAGCUAGAAAAAAGCUGAAGCCUAUGGGAAACCAAGAAGGCGCAGCUUCAAUGGCCCGGAAAUGGCCGCUUGUAUCUUUCCUUCAGCCAGAUGGGUCAGAACGCCAGUUACUGUGUCAACCAGAGACGUGGAAGGUUGAGCUUCCCAACGGAGAAGUACAAGCCCAACGUCAACAAGUUCCGUUGAUAUUGGCGUGGGCCCUGUCCAUACACAAGGCCCAAGGCCAGACUCUUCAACGUGUAAAAGUUGAUCUGGGUCGAGUGUUUGAAAAGGGCCAGGCUUAUGUUGCACUAAGUCGAGCGGUGUCACAGGAGGGACUGCAGGUUACUCGAUUUGAGCCUCGGAAGGUGAUGGUGCAUCCGAAAGUGCAGGAAUUCUACUCCAAACUCACCAGGGGCACAGAGAUCAACAAGCCGAAGUCCUCAAUUGCUUUGAACCCAGAUGACUUUGAGGACGAAGACUUUUGA